AUGCCUUUCGAAGGUCUUGCCCGAUCCAUCUCCCAAGAACACGAGGCCGCGGCCCAACUCGAGCGAAGAACUUCGGCAAAACCGUCUUCGCGAGCCCGUACGGGGACCCUGACACGACCCGCCGUGGUCGCAGAAGGCCACGAUUCGACAGAUAGUGGCGAUGGUGGCGAUGGUUCGACCCUGAACGGACACAAAUCUGAUCUCGAAUCCGGACAGAAGAAGAAGGACGACUCCGAGAAGCAGCCCUUGCCGCCACCUUCGCACGACGACGACGAUGAGGACGAAUUCCUCGUGACGCUCAAGGGGCGCGAGCACCUGAAUCCCCACACUUGGAGCGAGGUGUACCGGUGGUGCAUCACCGCAUUUGCCGGUCUCUUGGUCUUGAAUGCCAGUGAGUCGGGCGUUUCUGAUCUCGCUCUUUCGACUUUUCCUCCUUUGCGACAGAGACAGCUCGACUCUCGCGGCGGUGCAGAGACUUGAACCACGUGCGGAGGCCGAGGAGGCCAGCGCGCGGAAACGCGAUGACCGAACGGAUAAGAUCCGCGCUGACACAAAAUUGUUCUCUGCCAUAAUUCGCUGCUGCAGCUUUCGCUUCGUCGGCUCCUUCGAAUUUGAUUCCUUCGAUCAUCACCCACUACGGGGUUUCUAAAGAAGUUGGCAUUCUGCUCAUCUCAAGUGUGUGAUUUUACCUUUUUGCCACGAAGUUGCCAGCGCGGAAGCCAUUUGGGCCUCCGGCGAGGGGCGUGGAUGUUCGCUUCCGGUACCGUCGCUUGAGCCCUUUCUUCGAUGUCUGAUUCACGCGUUUUCUUCCUGCAGUCUUUGUCGCCGGAUACUGCGUCGGCCCUCUAGGUGAGUCGCGUGCUCCUGCGCUUUUGAGCUCCUGGCAAAAAUCCAUCUGACGUAUCACAAUCGCCGCUCGCGCAACAGUCUGGGGUCCGCUUUCUGAGCGAUAUGGGCGAAAGCUGGUCAUGAUCGUCGCUUGGGUCCCUUACAUCUGCUUCCAAGUGGGCUGCGCCUUGUCGCCUAAUAUUGGAUCGCUUAUCAUCUUCCGGUUCCUCGGUGGUUGCUUUGCCGCCGCUCCCUUGACGAACUCGUGAGUAGGCGCUGUCUUGCGGUCUACAGGACAGGAGCUGGGCCACAAUAUUGAUUGAAAACUGUGUUUCAUCAUCUCUACGCAGUGGUGGCGUCAUUGCCGACUUGUGGGGACCCGAUCAACGUGGCGAUGCUAUGGCCAUCUUUUCUUUCAUGCCCUUCGCCGGUCCGGCGCUCGCUCCCAUCAUUUCGGGCUACAUGGAAGUGACGCGCACCAACUUCCGAUGGAUCUUUUGGGUCCUCACCAUCUUUGGUGGCGUCUGCCUCGGCGGUAUCCUCUUCUUCCUGCCCGAGACGUACGUCCCUUACCUUUUGCACAACGAAGCGAAGCGCCUGCGCAAGGAGACCGGCGACGAGCGAUGGCACGCACCCAUGGACAACAAGCAAGAGACGACCAAGGAGGUCAUCAACCGAACCAUUCUCAAGCCAUUCAGGAUGGCUGGUGAGUUGGCGCGAGUUUGCUAUUGUUGAUGUCCACCCGCUGAUAUGGCACUGCGUCCCACAGGCCAAGAGCCCAUGCUUUUGUUGCUCACUCUCUACAUGAGUCUGGUCUACGGUGUCAUCUACUUGAUGUUCGAAGGUCAGUUGGCGUCAUGCGAUUGAAGAAAAUUCGGUCCGGAUGCUGAUGCUCAUCCCCGUCUCGCUUUAUCAUGUAAUAGCCGUCCCCAUCAUUUUCCAAGUGAGUUUAAGUGGUAUCUGAGACAUUGCUAACAAGUGCACGAGUUGAUUAUUUUCCCUGUCCCAUCAUCAGGGCAAUCACGGCUUGAACGCUGGCGAGAGCGGUCUUAUCUUCCUCGCACUUCUCGCAGGCUGUGUCAUCGGCGUCUUGACCUACAUCUUCUACUUCAACAUUAAGUACAAGCAAUACCACCACUCGCUUGAGGGCAAGCCAGUUCCUGUGAGUCCUUCAAGCCACAUUGUAUGUGCCAUGCAGUCGAGGCUGACCGCUCUCAUCACACCCUUGUCUCGCCAGCCUGAGUACCGCCUAGUGCCCCUCAUGUGCGCCGCGCCCUUCUUCGCCGUGUCCUUCUUCUGGCUCGGAUGGACUGCGUACCCUAGCAUCAACAUCGCCUCUCCGAUCCUCGCCAUCGUCCUCCUCGGCUGUACCGUGCUCUUCAUCUUCCUGAGCAUUUUCAACUACCUGAUCGACGUCUACCUGAUGAACGCUGCCUCCGCACUUUCUUUCAACACCGUCUGUCGAUCUUCCUUCGGUGCUUCUUUCCCCCUCUUCGCGGGCCGUCAGUCGUUUUUCUCAAUCCUAUAUGUGUUGUAUCUGGCUCGCACGACUGACGGCGUUCUUUUAUUGCUGACCUUAGAGAUGUUCCGAAAACUCAGUAUUCCGGGCGCUUCGAGCUUGCUCGGAGGUUUGGCUAUCGUGUUCAUUCCGGCACCAUUCCUCCUUUACAAAUACGGGAAGAAGAUUCGUUCGAUGAGCAAGAACGCUGUGGUGCGACCAAACGAAGACUGA
Microbotryum saponariae is the source of this 2560-nucleotide messenger RNA. NCBI's taxonomy places the organism in Eukaryota, Fungi, Basidiomycota, Microbotryomycetes, Microbotryales, Microbotryaceae. The record is from the annotation of a GenBank genome assembly.